AACUUGAUAAAUAUAUAGAAAAGAAAAGUACAAAUAAAACUGCAAAAAAGGUUAAAUUAUGUUAUAGAAUUAUAUCUAAAAUACUUGGUAUCAGUAUGAAUCAAAAUAAACAAAAUAAUAUUCUAUUACUUAAAAAUAAAAAUAGAAAUUUAUAG
This is a messenger RNA of Dentiscutata heterogama, 155 nucleotides long. Lineage: Eukaryota; Fungi; Glomeromycota; Glomeromycetes; Diversisporales; Gigasporaceae. The record is from the annotation of a GenBank genome assembly.